Messenger RNA from Lottia gigantea (owl limpet), 534 nucleotides. RefSeq lists its product as hypothetical. Gene Ontology annotation, molecular function: ATP hydrolysis activity; heat shock protein binding; misfolded protein binding. Gene Ontology annotation, biological process: cellular response to unfolded protein; protein refolding. The record is from RefSeq and is a predicted model, not a curated record. Lineage: Eukaryota; Metazoa; Mollusca; Gastropoda; Lottiidae. Gene Ontology annotation, cellular component: ribosome; cytoplasm. The transcript is spliced from 5 exons. The annotation marks the transcript as partial.
AAACAAGUUAUUGGUAAAGAUUUUAAUGACCCUAGUAUUCAAGACUACAUGAAGACAUGGCCUGUUACAGUAACAAAUAAUAAUGAUUUGUGUAAAUUUGAUGUUGAAUAUCAAAAUAAACCAGCUUCUUUCUCUCCUGUAGAAAUAGCUACUGUUAUUUAUUCCAAAGUUUUAGAGACUGCAGAGAGUCAUGGUGGUCGAGGAAUUAAAGAUGCUGUUUUAGCAGUUCCUUCAAAUUUCACUGUCCAUCAACGAGAACAAAUCAGUGAAGCUGCCAGUAAAGCAGGAUUCAAUGUAUUAAGAUUAAUCAAUGAAUCAGCUGCAGCAGCUUUAGCUUAUGAUAUUGGUCAAACAGAUCCUAAUGAUGAAUGUAAUGUAAUGGUAUUACGAGUUGGAGGAACAUCAACUGAUGUAUCUAUUAUACAUAUUAACAGAGGAAUGUAUAAAGUUAUAAAAACUCUCACUCUAGAGAAAUAUGGUGGAGAAAAUUUUACUGAUGUUUUAACUAAAAAUCUAGUCUCCGAAUUUAAAAGG